Molecule: messenger RNA, 1947 nt
Organism: Drosophila elegans
Lineage: Eukaryota; Metazoa; Arthropoda; Insecta; Diptera; Drosophilidae
Gene: Jhbp16
Product: circadian clock-controlled protein daywake
Exons: 4
Coding region: 223-1011 (262 amino acids)
Source: RefSeq, a predicted model, not a curated record
UCAACUUCGGUAGUUCGACAUGAUCACGUCGCGUAUUCGGCUCAGCUAACUGUAAAGUUAUUUUUAAUGUCAAGACUUUGUGCGCCUUUGCAUACAAAAAAGUUUAGCGUUCCAAAAUUUAAUAAUUGACAACACUAAAACAACGAAAAAUCUACAUAAGUAGCAUAGUAUAAAUUAUUUUAGCUGUCGUCCGUCAGAGUCUGUCAAACUAAAUCCGUGAGCAUGUCGCAACAGUGGCUUUUAAACUGUGGCAACAAUCUGGUCUCCCUGGCGGUAAUUUUGCUCUUUGCCACUAAUUUGGCGUGCGUCAGCUCCAGUCAAAUCGAUGUGGAUGCGGAUUUGAAGCACAUGUUAAGUCGUUGCCAAAAGAAGGAUAAUGAGGAUUUCAACGAGUGCAUGCGGCAGGUGCUUAACGAUUUAAGGGCCUACUUUACGACGGGUGUGCCUGACUACAACAUUAAGCCCUUUGACCCGCAUCGCUGUAGCUUUGUUGAGCUGCGGCGCGGUGAUUCACAAGGCCUGGGCAGCUUUCGACUGAUCUUGCGCAAUGUCUCCGAGUUCGGAUGGGCUCGAUCCGAGGUGACCAAGUUCUAUGCCGACCCCGAGGAUCAGCGCAUCGUCUACGCUCAGUAUUUCCCGGAGAAGAGUCUUGAGGGGGAGUACGAGUUCGUCGCCAAAAUGCUGGGCACCGAGAUGAACCGAAAAGGUCACUGGAACCUCACCCUCUACGAUUACAGUCAGACCACUAGUGUGCGACGCAUCGGGGAUCCGGGUUCGCUGAUCAAGGUGCACGUAGAGGUGGACCGCAUCGGCGGAAUGGAGUUACACAUUGAGAACCUGCUGCAGGGACAACCACUUAACCAACUGGCUGAUGGAGUUAUCAACAGCAUGUGGCAACUGGGACUGCCCUUUAUCAAGCCGAUGAUAAACGAGUUGGUCAGCUCAGCAUUUACAGACAUAUUCAACGAAUCAUUCCGACACUUUCCCCUCGAGAAGUUUCUCUCCACGUGACCCUUUCUACCACCUUACAUAUGGGCAAUUCCAGGGUUUCGUACGCGUCAUCCUGACAACUUUAACAUUCAAAACAAGUGUGAAAAAUAAGUUUUUUUUACUUUUGUUUAGAAUAGCUCCUAAUCAUCUCUACCAAUGGUAAAAAAAACUUAGCUAAAUAUAUCACGUAAAUGGAAUAAAAAAAAAUACCUGAAUUUCAGACGCGACAAUAAUACAACAGCAACAUGAUAAAAACACAAAAGUCUGCGAAUCUGGAUGGAUUUUUUGCACAUCCUUUUUUCAGUAUACCUAGAGGGGUGCUAUCAUUCAUAUAAGCAAGUUUUAUUGAAAAAUUUUCAAAAGUUUUUAAAAAUGAUUAUAGAUUUCGGGCUCGAAAUAUUGCUACUAAACAAAUAAUUGAACAUUUUUUCCCCGAAAUGAUUCAGAUAUAUUUUGUUUUAAAAAAAUGGAUCCUGUUAAGUUUUGCGACAUUAUUUCUACAGACAAUAUCCGACUUUUUCUACGGCACCCAUAUGAGUUUGUGGUUGGAAUUUGGUAAUCGUCGUUCAGUAAAUGCAUAAUUGUGUUCAAGCGUACUAGCUAAAAUAUUGAACGCCUUUCUUCAAUAAAUAAGUCAGUUUUUGUAGUAUAUUGCUAAUUACGAAAAUAGUACUAAAUUAAUUUUUUUAUUUAGAGCUGUAAGGUCUACAUAAAUUUCAACUUUGUUAUUACAAGAUGUGUAUUUUAUUUAUCGUAUUCCUGAAACCCGGGCCACAUUUGCCCCUUUUUCCUGCAACAGUAUAAUUGUUUCGAUUUCAUUGGCGCCAACAUACAUAAGUUGACUUCCGUUAAUGUUGUCUUGAGCGCAUCUAAACAAAUCCAGUGGACUAUAAUUAUAGCUCCAACGCCACCGACCGCUCCACAGUACAAAAAAUCUAUUAAGCUACGGACGAUACA